Cricetulus griseus (Chinese hamster) is the source of this 6716-nucleotide messenger RNA. The record is from RefSeq and is a predicted model, not a curated record. Lineage: Eukaryota; Metazoa; Chordata; Mammalia; Rodentia; Cricetidae.
UGGCAACUAGAUUGUCUUGCUUGCUUGCUGAAAUUAAUCUGCCAGUUUGCAGUAGAUCCAUCUGAUUUGGAUUUAGCUUAUCAUGAUGUCUUUGCCUGGUCUGGCAUAGCUGAAAGCCACAGAAAAAGAACCUGGCCUGGAAAAUCAAGAAAGGCUGCUGGUGAUCAUGCCAAGAGUCUUCACAUACCACGAUUAACAGAGGUGUUUCUUGUGCUUGUCCAAGGAACCAGUUUGAUUCAACGACUUAUGUCUGUUGCUUAUACAUAUGAUAAUCUGGCUCCUAGAGUUUUGAAAGCUCAGUCUGAUCACAGGUCCAGACAUGAAGUUUCACAUUAUUCAAUGUGGCUCUUGGUGAGCUGGGCUCAUUGCUGCUCUUUAGUGAAAUCUAGCCUUGCUGAUAGUGAUCAUUUACAAGAUUGGCUAAAGAAAUUGACCCUCCUUAUUCCUGAGACUGCAGUUCGCCAUGAAUCUUGCAAUGGUCUCUAUAAGUUAUCUCUGUCAGGCCUAGAUGGAGGAGACUCAAUUCAUCGAUCUUUUCUUCUUUUGGCUGCCUCAACCUUGUUGAAAUUCCUUCCUGAUGCUCAAGCACUGAAACCUCUAAGGAUAGAUGAUUAUGAAGAAGAACCAAUGUUAAAACCUGGAUGUAAAGAAUAUUUUUGGUUGCUAUGCAAAUUAGUGGACAACAUACAUAUAAAGGAUGCUAGCCAGACAACACUCCUCGAUUUAGAUGCUUUGGCAAGACAUUUGGCUGACUGCAUUCGCAGUAGGGAGAUUCUUGAUCACCUAGAUGGUAAUAUAGAAGAUGAUGGGCUUUCGGGACUUCUAAGGCUUGCAACAAGUGUUAUUAAACACAAACCACCCUUCAAGUUUUCAAGAGAAGGACAGGAAUUUUUAAGAGAUAUCUUCAAUCUUCUGUUUUUGUUGCCCAGUCUAAAGGACCGGCGGCAGCCAAAGUGCAAAUCACACUCUUCAAGGGCCGCUGCAUAUGAUUUGUUGGUAGAGAUGGUAAAAGGGUCUGUUGAGAACUACAGGCUGAUACACAACUGGGUUAUGGCACAGCACAUGCAGUCCCAUGCACCUUAUAAAUGGGACUACUGGCCUCAUGAGGAUGUGCGUGCAGAAUGCCGAUUUGUUGGCUUGACUAACCUUGGAGCUACAUGUUAUUUGGCUUCCACUAUUCAGCAACUUUAUAUGAUACCUGAGGCAAGGCAAGCUGUCUUCACUGCUAAGUAUUCAGAAGAUAUGAAGCAUAAAACCACUCUUUUGGAGCUUCAGAAAAUGUUUACAUAUUUAAUGGAGAGUGAGUGCAAAGCUUAUAACCCUAGACCUUUUUGUAAAACAUAUACCAUGGACAAGCAGCCUCUUAAUACUGGGGAGCAAAAAGAUAUGACAGAGUUUUUUACUGAUCUGAUUACUAAAGUUGAAGAGAUGUCUCCAGAACUGAAAAAUACUGUCAAAAGUCUAUUUGGAGGUGUGAUUACAAACAAUGUUGUGUCCUUGGAUUGUGAACAUGUUAGUCAGACUGCUGAAGAGUUUUAUACUGUGAGGUGCCAGGUGGCAGAUAUGAAGAAUAUUUAUGAAUCUCUUGAUGAAGUCACUAUUAAAGACACCUUAGAAGGGGACAACAUGUACACUUGUUCUCAUUGUGGAAAGAAAGUCAGAGCUGAAAAAAGGGCAUGUUUUAAGAAAUUACCUCGUAUUCUGAGUUUCAAUACUAUGAGAUAUACAUUUAAUAUGGUUACAAUGAUGAAAGAGAAAGUGAAUACACACUUUUCCUUCCCUUUACGUUUGGAUAUGACACCCUAUACAGAAGAUUUUCUAAUGGGAAAGAGUGACAGGAAAGAAGGUUUUAAAGAAGUUAUUGACCAUUCAGAAGACACAGAGAGCUAUGAGUAUGACUUGAUUGGAGUAACUGUUCAUACAGGAACAGCAGAUGGUGGGCACUAUUAUAGUUUCAUCAGAGAUAUAGUCAAUCCACAUGCUUAUAAAAACAAUAAGUGGUAUCUUUUUAAUGAUGCUGAGGUAAAACCUUUUGAUUCUGCUCAGCUUGCCUCUGAAUGCUUUGGUGGUGAGAUGACAACAAAAACCUAUGAUUCAGUUACAGAUAAAUUUAUGGAUUUCUCCUUUGAAAAGACACAUAGUGCAUAUAUGCUGUUUUACAAACGCAUGGAACCUGAAGAAGAAAAUGGCAGAGAAUACAAAUUUGAUGUUUCAUCAGAGUUACUAGAGUGGAUUUGGCAUGACAACAUGCAAUUUUUACAAGACAAAAACAUUUUUGAACACACUUAUUUUGGGUUUAUGUGGCAGCUCUGCAGUUGUAUUCCAAGUACAUUACCAGAUCCUAAAGCUGUGUCCCUAAUGACAGCAAAGCUAAGUACUUCCUUUGUUUUAGAGACAUUUAUUCAUUCAAAAGAGAAGCCAACAAUGCUUCAGUGGAUUGAGCUACUGACCAAACAGUUUAAUAAUAGUCAAGCAGCCUGUGAGUGGUUUUUAGACCGAAUGGCUGAUGAUGACUGGUGGCCAAUGCAGAUACUAAUUAAAUGUCCUAAUCAAAUUGUGAGACAGAUGUUUCAGCGUUUAUGUAUCCAUGUGAUUCAGAGAUUGAGACCUGUGCAUGCUCAUCUCUAUCUACAACCAGGAAUGGAAGACGGGUCAGAUGAUAUGGAUGCCUCAGUAGAAGAUAUUGGCGGUCGUUCAUGUGUCACUCGAUUUGUUAGAACUCUGUUGUUAAUUAUGGAACAUGGUGUAAAACCUCACAGCAAACAUCUUACAGAGUAUUUUGCUUUCCUUUAUGAAUUUGCCAAGAUGGGUGAAGAAGAGAGCCAGUUUCUGCUUUCAUUGCAAGCCAUAUCUACAAUGGUACAUUUCUAUAUGGGAACCAAAGGACCUGAAAAUCCUCAAGUUGAAGUCUUAUCAGAGGAAGAAGGGGAAGAAGAGGAAGAAGAAGAAGAUAUACUCUCUCUGGCAGAAGAAAAAUACAGACCUGCUGCCCUUGAAAAGAUGAUAGCUUUAGUUGCUCUUUUGGUUGAACAGUCUCGCUCAGAAAGGCAUUUGACAUUGUCACAGACUGACAUGGCUGCAUUAACAGGAGGAAAGGGAUUUCCCUUCUUAUUUCAACAUAUUCGUGAUGGCAUCAAUAUAAGACAAACUUGUAAUCUCAUUUUCAGCCUGUGUCGAUACAAUAAUCGACUUGCAGAACAUAUUGUAUCUAUGCUUUUCACUUCAAUAGCAAAGUUGACACCUGAGGCAGCCAAUCCUUUCUUUAAAUUGUUGACCAUGCUAAUGGAAUUUGCUGGUGGACCUCCAGGAAUGCCUCCCUUUGCCUCUUAUAUUCUGCAGAGGAUAUGGGAGGUUAUUGAAUACAAUCCUUCUCAGUGUCUGGACUGGUUGGCAGUGCAGACACCCCGAAAUAAGCUGGCACACAGCUGGGUCCUUCAGAAUAUGGAAAAUUGGGUCGAACGGUUUCUUUUGGCUCACAAUUAUCCUAGAGUCAGGACUUCUGCAGCUUAUCUUCUGGUGUCCCUUAUACCAAGCAAUUCAUUCCGCCAGAUGUUCCGGUCAACAAGGUCUUUGCACAUCCCAACCCGUGACCUUCCACUCAGUCCAGACACGACAGUAGUCCUACAUCAGGUCUACAACGUGCUCCUUGGUUUGCUCUCAAGAGCCAAACUUUAUGUUGAUGCUGCUGUUCAUGGCACUACAAAGCUAGUGCCCUAUUUUAGCUUUAUGACUUACUGUUUAAUUUCCAAAACUGAGAAGCUGAUGUUUUCCACAUAUUUCAUGGAUUUGUGGAACCUUUUCCAGCCUAAACUUUCUGAGCCAGCAAUAGCUACAAAUCACAAUAAACAGGCUUUGCUUUCAUUUUGGUACAAUGUGUGUGCUGACUGUCCAGAGAAUAUCCGCCUUAUUGUUCAAAACCCAGUGGUAACCAAGAACAUUGCCUUCAAUUACAUCCUUGCUGACCAUGAUGAUCAGGAUGUGGUGCUUUUUAACCGUGGGAUGCUGCCUGCCUACUAUGGCAUUCUGAGGCUCUGCUGUGAGCAAUCGCCUGCAUUCACUCGACAACUGGCUUCUCACCAGAACAUCCAGUGGGCCUUUAAGAAUCUUACACCACAUGCCAGCCAAUACCCUGGAGCUGUGGAAGAACUGUUUAACUUAAUGCAGCUGUUUAUAGCUCAGAGGCCAGACAUGCGAGAAGAAGAAUUAGAAGAUAUUAAACAGUUUAAGAAAACAACUAUAAGCUGUUAUUUACGCUGCUUAGAUGGUCGUUCUUGUUGGACUACUUUAAUAAGUGCCUUCAGAAUACUGUUAGAGUCUGAUGAAGACAGACUUCUUGUGGUAUUUAAUCGAGGGUUAAUCCUGAUGACUGAGUCCUUCAACACACUGCACAUGAUGUAUCAUGAAGCUACAGCUUGCCAUGUGACUGGAGACUUAGUAGAACUUCUGUCAAUAUUCCUUUCGGUCUUGAAGUCUACACGCCCAUAUCUUCAGAGAAAAGAUGUGAAGCAAGCAUUAAUCCAGUGGCAGGAGAGAAUUGAAUUUGCCCAUAAACUUCUAACCCUUCUUAAUUCCUACAGCCCUCCAGAACUAAGAAAUGCUUGCAUAGAUGUACUCAAGGAACUUGUGCUUUUGAGUCCCCAUGAUUUUCUUCAUACUCUGGUUCCCUUCCUACAACACAACCAUUGUACUUACCAUCACAGUAAUAUACCAAUGUCUCUUGGACCUUAUUUCCCUUGUCGAGAAAAUAUCAAGCUAAUAGGAGGGAAAAGCAAUAUUCGGCCUCCGCGCCCUGAACUCAAUAUGUGCCUCUUGCCCACAAUGGUGGAAACCAGUAAGGGCAAAGAUGACGUUUAUGAUCGUAUGCUGCUAGACUACUUCUUUUCUUAUCAUCAGUUCAUCCAUCUAUUAUGCCGAGUUGCAAUCAACUGUGAAAAAUUUACUGAAACAUUAGUUAAGCUGAGUGUCCUGGUUGCCUAUGAAGGCUUGCCACUUCAUCUUGCACUGUUUCCCAAACUUUGGACUGAGCUAUGUCAGACUCAGUCCUCUAUGUCAAAAAACUGCAUCAAGCUUCUGUGUGAAGAUCCUGUUUUUGCAGAGUAUAUUAAAUGUAUCCUGAUGGAUGAAAGGACUUUUCUAAAUAACAAUAUUGUCUAUACAUUCAUGACACAUUUCCUUCUAAAGGUUCAAAGUCAAGUGUUUUCAGAAGCAAACUGUGCCAAUUUGAUCAGCACCCUUAUCACAAACUUGAUAAAUCAAUAUCAAAAUCUACAAUCUGAUUUCACCAACCGCGUUGAAAUUUCAAAAGCAAGUGCUUCUUUAAAUGGGGACCUGAGGGCACUUGCUUUGCUCCUGUCAGUACACACUCCCAAACAGUUAAACCCAGCUCUGAUCCCAACUCUGCAAGAGCUUUUAAGCAAGUGUAGGACUUGUCUGCAGCAGAGAAACUCACUCCAAGAUCAAGAAGCCAAAGAAAGAAAAACUAAAGAUGAUGAAGGGGCAACUCCUGUUAAAAGAAGGCGAGUGAGCAGUGAUGAAGAGCACACUGUAGACAGCUGCAUUGGCGACAUAAAAGCAGAUACCAGGGAAGUCCUGACGCCCACUAGCACCUCAGACAAUGAGACAAGAGACUCAUCCAUUAUUGAUCCAGGGACCGAGCAAGACCUUCCUUCCCCCGAAAAUGGCUCUGUCAAAGAGUAUCGGAUGGAAGGCCCAUCUUCAUUUUCAGAAGACGGGUCACAUAUCCGGUCACAGCAUGCAGAGGAGCAGUCUACCAGUGGCAGGUUUGAUGACUGUAAAGAGUUUAAAGACCUUCACUGUUCCAAGGAUACUACACUAGCUGAAGACGAAUCCGAAUUCCCUUCUACUUCCAUCUCCGCAGUUCUGUCUGACUUAGCUGAUUUGAGAAGCUGUGACGGUCAAGCUUUGUCCUCCCAGGACCCCGAGGCUGCUUUAUCACUCAGUUGUGGCCAUUCCAGAGGCCUCUUUAGUCACAUGCAGCAACACGACAUUUUAGAUACCCUGUGUAGGACCAUUGAAUCAACAAUCCAUGUGGUCACAAGGAUAUCUGGCAAAGGAAAUCAAGCUGCUUCUUGACAUUAGAUGUGGCAUGUCUACUUUCAAGUGCCCCUCCCCCAUGCCGUUUGUCUAAAUUUUGCUUAUUUGUUUUGUGCUUCAGUUUGUCCAGUGCUCUCUGCUUGAAUGGCAAGAUAGAUUUAUAGGCUUAAUUCUUGGUCAGGCAGAACUCCAGAUGAAAAAAUUUGCAUCUUCUGUAUACUUUCUAAAGGGCAAUCAGAUAAUGGAUAUGUUUUAUGUAAUUAAGAGUUCACUGUAGUGGCUUUCAUUUAAUAUGGCUUUCUGGGAGAAUCAGGGCUCUGACCCUGUACAACGUAAUUUAAACUUACAGCAUUUUUACUGUGUAUAAUAUGGUGUCCUCUGUGCCAGUUUUGUACCUUAAAAUAAGAGAGGCAGAUUGCCUCUGAUCGCUGUGGUUCUUAUUAUCAAAAUUAAGUUUACUUGUAUACGGAACAACCACAAGAAAUUUGAUUCUGUAAAGAAUCCUCUUUAGCUGUGGCCUGGCAGUAUAUAAAUGGUGCUUUAUUUAACAGAAUACCUGUGGAGGAAAUAAAGCACACUUGAUGUAAAAAUAACUGUUUUAUUUUUAUUGAAAUGACUGACUCUGUUCUGUGUACUUAAUUAAACUGACUGUGAUGACUUUC